Molecule: messenger RNA, 3009 nt
Organism: Babesia sp. Xinjiang
Lineage: Eukaryota; Apicomplexa; Aconoidasida; Piroplasmida; Babesiidae
Product: DNA repair protein UVH3
Exons: 1
Coding region: 1-3009 (1002 amino acids)
Biological process (GO): nucleotide-excision repair
Cellular component (GO): nucleus
Molecular function (GO): single-stranded DNA binding; DNA endonuclease activity
Source: RefSeq, a predicted model, not a curated record
AUGGGUAUCAAGGGGUUGUGGGAUGCCGUUGCGGCUGCUGGUGUUUCCGCUCGAGUUGAGCUUUUGCACGGUAAGAAGGUAGCAAUAGACGCAAGUUUUUGGAUUGGACAUUGUCUUGCAUCUGAGCUUGCGGUACGAAGAGGCAGCGACAUAUAUGGCGUAUUUUUUUUAAGGAUUUGUUACUUGCUUGAAAAGCGCGUAUUCCCAAUUUUCGUAUUCGACGGACGUACACCUGGAGCCAAGCGUCGCACAUUAUUGCUACGUAAUAUGUCAAGGGCACGUCGUACACGCAACCUUAAGUUGUUAGCAUUUAAGGCAUUGGCAGUACAGAUGAAGCAUCUUGCUAAGUCAGGCAAUAAACGUUUGUUCAAACCUGCUAGCUUUAUGAAACGCAGAAGCGCGAUUCCAAUGCAUGAACUUCGCAAGAUAUCAGCUGAUUUAGAUGACUUAGAAACUGCAAAAGUGUCUGACCCUGGCCCAAUGCUUGCACUGGAGGAUGUAGAAUCCCGCAAUUCUACUCAUGAAGAGCCCCUGUUCUCUUCCGAUGGUGAACUGGAGGAAAACACAAGUUUGGAUGCUGUGUGUGAUUCUGACAUGCCCACAUCCAGCACGGGAUGUAACAUCAAUAUCUUGACGAUGCCACGGUCGUAUAGGUCGCUUAAAACGAUGUUACAGUCUGGCGCCACCGUGGAUAUAACAUCGAAUACCGAAGAUAGAGAAAUAGAUAGCUCAUAUUUCGAUAGUAAUCUUGCAUUUCGUUCUCGUGGCAAGGGUACUAAUCGUCCAAAGCGACGGAUCGAGCUACCACUAGACUGCACGAUAAAUCCUGAAUGUUAUCAGCGUCUACCGGCCGAUGUACGCUACCAGAUAAUGCAACAGAUAAAGGACGCCUGGAUGUACGAUGAUCGUGUCAAUUUGCAGCGUUUGGAAUCAUCCUUGAGUGCAUUUUCAAAUCUUCAGGUCGAGAGUUACUUGCGUGAUGUUGAAAUUAACCGUGAGGUUGAGAAGAUCAAGCGCUCGAUUGUACAUGAUACCCUCGCUAACGGUAUUGUGAAGAUCGAAUCCACUAUGAAUUUGGAAGUUUUACCGGGUGAUUCUUUCGAAGGUGCUAUUCACGAUUACAACAGCUUAGAGUGCAGACCACGUCGUAAACGAGGUUUUCUGAACGACCUGAGUUUAAACAUGCAACCUGAAUUAGGUGAAAAAUCGGUAUUUAAAAUGGUUAAAUCAGAGCCAGUGAUGUUAGACGACUCCUUAUUCUUGGGUGACAGUGAACUUUUCGGUGACCUAGUUAAGUCUGAAUCUGAUGAUGAAUUUGAGGUCAUUGACCAACGUCCUCCUGCAAAGUCUCUGAACGAUUUCGUCGUAUUUGAGGAGGCGGCUCUGGUAAAGUUGGAACGACCGGAUGACAUCUACGGAAAAUUAGACACUGAAUCUGUCAAAGUACCCAUUGACAAGAGUCCAUUGGAUGAAGUGUUCACUUACUGUGAAGAGAAGGCAUCUUCUGAAGUACCAGCAAAACGUAGGCACGAGGCAGACCUCUAUGAAACAAUAGACUCCCAAGAUGACCCUUGUGGUUUUGAGUCCUUACCAGAAGCGGAUAUUGGCACUAUUGAGGAGGAUGACUCACCAGGAAUUCUCUCUCCGAAUUUAUAUAAGGCCGAGGCACCAUUGUCUGCUUCUCCCGACGAUUCGCAGGAUUCUUGCAGCUCCACUUCUGCCUUACAUGAUGACUUGGAUACCGCGGACGCCGAUGUCGAGCCAGCCUAUCGAUUAUUAGAUACGUGUACCGAUGCCAGUGUUUCCAGAUCACCCGUUCCGGCCGAUAACGGUUCCGAGGAUGCUGCAGCAGAAAGUUCCAAAUACUCAGCUACAUCCUAUCCUACGUCGGCAUCCGGUGCAAUUGUUGCUGCUGUCGAAGAUGGUGCAGGAGAUAGUGAGCGUCGUACCGACGAGAGCACCUACAUGUACACCAAUGAAUGGGAAUACCGAAAUUUUUUGCGUAUGGAGAAACUGUUUUCACACGUAGAUAGAAGCCAGUACCGUAUGGAUGAGUGGGACAAGGUUCCUGAGUUGCUGGAUCUUUUUGGUGUACCAUUUUUAGUUGCUCCCUCUGAGGCUGAAGCACAAUGCGCGCACCUAAACAACCUAGGGCUGUGUUUUGGUGUGAUUUCUGAUGAUUCAGACACCUUAGCGUUUGGUGCUCGUCGUGUUUUUAAGAAUUUUUACAAAGGCGGUGUGUUUGAGGUAUACGUAGCAGAUCGUAUAGUACGAGAAUUGGGCCUUGCUCGUGAGCAGAUCGCGCUUUUGGCUAUAAUUUGUGGUUGUGACUAUACUCCAGGUGUUCGUGGUAUUGGUGUGGUUAAUGCGCUGGAAGUGAUCAAGGCAUUUCCUACGUUUGAUGAAUUAUACGAGUUCCGUCGCUGGGCAACAAGUGACUGUGAUAUUGCGACUGUAACUGAGGAUUCUUGUCCUAUUAAGCGUGCAUACAAAGAAUCUCAUGUGAAUUAUCGUUUACAUUGGUCUUUUGGAAGUGAUUUUCCCAAUCGUGAGGCUUACAAUUUAUUGCUUUCCCCUGUUGUGUCUAGUACUUUUGAACCGCGAUGGAAAGCUCCGCGCUAUGAUGAGUUAUUAAGUUUUAUGGAAAAGCACUCAUCUCUUCCACUUUCUGAGGUAUCUACAUGUUUGUCUAAGCUACGUUGCCAGGACCCAUUCGACGGAUACAUUUUGGAGGACUUCGUGCCCGAGAUCCAUUCACAUUCAUCGCGUAAGGGCCGUCAUAGCUUAAAGUGUAACAGAAAGCUACUACAGGAUCGUAUGCGUUCAUUUCGUGAAUUUUUAUCGGCGCGUGAGCGUAGGAAGUCGCGUAAGGCGGGUGCAUCUAAACCCGUGCCCCGGUCUUCCGCGGAGUCCCACAACCGUGUGGCUUACAUUCGUUCAAAGCGUAUGCUGGAGUCCAUUGAAGGCCUUAAGAAAAGGGUUCAGGGUGAUCGCGUGGUACGGCAUUAG